Molecule: messenger RNA, 1476 nt
Organism: Macrosiphum euphorbiae (potato aphid)
Lineage: Eukaryota; Metazoa; Arthropoda; Insecta; Hemiptera; Aphididae
Source: the annotation of a GenBank genome assembly
AUGAACGACCAUCAAAAAUCCAUGUUAAGCAAAUUUGGAAAAGAUGAUAUUUGUAUUGAUGAAACGCAUGGGAUGAAUUCUUAUCAUUUUAAUUUGACAACAAUCAUGGUUCUUGAUGAUUUAAGAGAAGGAUUCCCAUGCUGUUUUAUGAUAAGUAAUAGAGUUGAUGAAGUGGUCUUAAUAAUAUUUUUUUCUAAGAUAAGGGACAAAACUGGUAUUAUUCAGCCCAAUGUCUUCAUGUCAGAUAUGGCUGAAAGUGUUUAUAACGCUUGGGUUGUUCAAAUGGAACCACCGAAACAUAGGCUCUAUUGUACUUGGCAUGUAGAUCGUGCCUGGAGAAAAAAUUUAAAUAAAAUUAAAAACAAGACAAAACAGGUAGAAAUAUAUAAAGUAUUACGAACAUUACUUGUAGAACAAGAUGCUGAGGCCUUUAGUAGAAUGUUCGACAAUGCUAUAAAUCGAAUGGCAAAAGAUGACGAAACUAUUAAUUUCUCAAACUAUUUUACUAGUUAUUAUGCUUCAUCUGUGCAGUCAUGGGCUUAUUGCUACAGAAUACAUGCUGGAAUUAACACAAAUAUGCUUAUUGAAAGAAUGCAUCGGACUCUAAAGCAUAUUUACUUACAAGGCAAAAAGGUGAAGCGUCUUGAUAAAUCUCUGCAUGCCUUAAUGAAAUAUACUAGAGACAAAUCUAUUGAUAGGCUUAUUGUGUUACAUAAAGGUAAAAUAUGCUCAAAAGUAAAGGAGUUGCGCAAAAGGCAUAAGACAAGUCUUUUAAUGUCUCUAGAAAUGGUGCUUGAAAAUGUUGAUCACAAUAAUUGGAAUGUGUUAUCAGGAAAAACUAGUGAAAUGUAUGAGGUGAACAAUCUCAAAUCCAACUGUGACUGCAAAAUAAAUUGUUCUGAUUGUCAGUCAUGCAUACAUUGCUACUCAUGUUCCUGCAUAGAUAGUGCAAUAAAACGGAACAUGUGUAAACACAUACAUUUAGUCUGUCAAUUCCUGAAAAGAAAGAAUAAUGAAAAUAUAAUUACUAAUAACACACUCACAAAUUUGGAACGUACCAAUGAAACAACUAUCAUUGUGUCACAGUUAAAUAAUUCAACCAAACCAUCAAACGAUCUUGCUAAUGAAAAAGAUAAAGUAAGAUUAUAUUUUAAUAAUAUUUUAGAUGGGAUUUCUAGUUCAGAAGAACUGGGCAUUUUAAAAAAAUGUCUUUCUUCGGUUACACGUACUUUAAAUGCGUUAAGAAGUAAUGCUAAUAGUCAACCAUUUAAGAGUUUGACACCGUCUCAUUGCCAAACAUCACCAAACAAAUUAAAAAUAACUCCUCAACGCCGUUUUCAUUCCACUAAAUCUAAAAGAAAUGUAGAAAAAACCACAUUGAACAUUGAGGUACCAAACCAAGUAGAGCAAAAUUUUAUAGCUGCAUCUCUAUUAUUGGAUGUGGACCAAAAUGAAGACCUACCUCAAUAUAAUUAA